Messenger RNA from Labeo rohita (rohu), 1800 nucleotides. RefSeq names its product mitochondrial ribosomal protein S31 (gene mrps31). The coding region runs from base 260 to 1525 and encodes 421 amino acids. NCBI's taxonomy places the organism in Eukaryota, Metazoa, Chordata, Actinopteri, Cypriniformes, Cyprinidae. Gene Ontology annotation, cellular component: mitochondrial small ribosomal subunit. Gene Ontology annotation, molecular function: structural constituent of ribosome. The transcript has 7 exons. The record is from RefSeq and is a predicted model, not a curated record.
CUGGACCAGUUUAUGAACGGUUCCCUUUUCCUAUUGCAAUCCGAUUAAAUUAUCCUUAAGCAAUUUAUGUGACACACAUAGAAUAAAACAGAUACAAUCACUGAAUCUUUAAACACUCGUAAAAAUGGACAAAUGAGACGAGCUCUGCGCAAAAAUGCGCCCGGAACGUUUAUACGUCUCAGGCGGCUGCCGGACAGUUGAUUGUGCUGCACAGGGAAACGUGCAUGGACGACAUUGAGGUCUUCUGAGAGGGGAAAUCAUGUAUAGAAGAUUGUUAAUAAAUAUUUAUCAGGUUCGAAGUGGAUUAAUUCAUACGCAGAAUGCACGACUACCUUCCACAAAAUGUAAAGAGAGGGAGAGCCUUGCUUCUGGUAUCUGGGCCCCGUGUACAGCAAGGCCAUUAGGAACCAGUAGCAUCUCUUUUAGUGGAAAUAAAGAGAGCUCCACAUCCCUGUCAGAAGGCAAAGAAAAUGAACCAGAAAAGAAUGAGGCCAAUGCAGAGGUUAACACUGAUGGGCAGAAUGCAGAAGUUAAUGAGGUCACUGAAAAUUCACAGCAAACACUGACAUCACAGUUAGAGACUGAACCAGUGGUUAAACCUGAGGACAGCAAACAGGUUGAAAAGACAAAGAGUGGAAAGGAGAGUCUUUUGGAGCUACUCGGGGCAAUGAAGGUGGAGGUCACAACUGCACGCAAAAUAAGACCCUCAAAGACUUCAAGAAUGAGUGAGAGGCCCGACCAAGAGCCCAUGGAAAGCGCACACAGCAUGUUCCAGCAUGCCGCAGCUGAAGGUUCACCACAGCAUGGGACCUUGAAUCCAGCACUGGUUGCUGCAGUCUCUGCUGCCGCAUCCACACUGCCAAACAAACAUCAGGCAGAGUCAGAGCUUCUUAAGCAGCUGAGGAAACAUGAGGCUGUACCUGACACCCAUAGGAGAGCAGAUGGACAGAACAUAGGACACAUAAUUGCCGAUAUGAAAGUCGGAAGGAGGCCGAAUGGCAGAUCAAACGCCAGACCUACCAGUCAGAUUCGUUUUGACGAUGACGGAAAGGGAUAUACUCAAGAAAGAGGCAUUACCGGUGAACUUGAUGGCGUCCGUAAAAGGAAGAGUCCUUUCACUAGUAAGAGGCUGAACAUCUUUACUGCAGGUGUGGAGCAGGACACAUUGUCAGAUCUGGGCCCUACUCUUUGGGACAUUGAUCUAGCUAAUCAUAUUGUUCAGACAACAAAUCAGAUGCCUCGGAAUGGCUUUGAGGAGAUGAUCCAGUGGACCAAAGAGGGCAAACUUUGGCAAUAUCCAAUCAACAAUGAGGCUGGACUGGAGGAGGAGGCGAGUGUGCCCUUCCAUGAGCAUGUGUUCCUGGAGAAGCACCUUGAUGAAUCGUUCCCACGACAGGGUCCAGUCAGGCACUUCAUGGAACUUGUAAUCACAGGCCUCGCAAAGAAUCACCACCUCACGGUUCAGCAGAAAAAGAACAUAUUGACUGGUUCAGAGACUACUUCCGACAGAAAGAUGAUGUCCUGAAAGAGGCUGAGGCAUAACUCAACUAUGGAUCGGACAAAGAUAGAAGAUGGUUUCGGAUGCUUGUACCGAAUGCCCUAGAACCAGCUAGUUAAGAUCCUAACAGCAGUAAUAAUUAGCAAAACUCCAUAACCAGAUUAAAAGACUGAAUUAUUGUUGUUGUUUCUUAAUGGUCAGCUGUGUUAUAAUACACAACCUGCUCCAAAUUGUCUGAUUUUUUUGUGUUAUUUACUAAAACAUACUAUAACUGUUUAUCAAUAAACAGUCUGGAUAUUGUG